GAACGCACAGCGCGGUGAGUCAAACUGACGCUGCCUCGGACACGUUGGAGCGCAGCUGCGGCGGCAACGGACGACAGAGGAGGAGACGUAUGACUACACUCUUCUCCUUCAUCUCGUUCCUUUUUUUUACCAGAUACUCUCGUGAAUUAACCUGCCCGACGGUCUCGCCCACAAAGCGGCACAGAAUCGUUAUAUUCGGCGAGUAACGGACCUGUAUGAGGCCGUACGCGACCGCAGCGGCACAAUAACUGCAUGUGCUGGCUGCUGCGCUCGGCGCUGCGACACAGAAGACCGGAGACCUCCAGCUGAAACCGUCUGUGUGUGUUUUUGUGCGCCAUCACGUUUUGGGGUUCAUUUAUUCAUUUAGCGAGCUUCCUAGCGGCCAGUGCUGGUCAAUACACGAUUGUAUGCUUUUUAUUGAACUUAGCUAGGUGGCUAACGAGCACGCGCCGCCGCCGCUGAUGAGCUCGCGUGCGUAGCGGAAUGAUGAGGAGAAAUCUUCAACAUACAGGCGGAGAGACACACACUACUGGCUCAGAUUAACGGUCAAGUCCCCAUUUAUUAAUUGGUUUGUGUGAUUAUUGGAGCCCCGCAGCCGUUGAGUAUGAGGUCAGACCCGGUGGGCCCAGCUACCAUUCAUAAAAUGAUCCUUAACGCUAUGGAUGGGCCCAUCUCUUAAUGUGGAAAACAAAGAAUUAGGCUGCCGAACAGUGUAAGCUGGUUAUAUAAGCUUAGUUAUCUAGCGUUUUAGGCGCGCGAGCAGCCUGUGUGUCGGAUUAGAGGCACAGGCAAGACUGAACUCCUCCCUGGACGCGCACUCACCCUCAAUUGGAUUAUUUUUUAUUCAUUUUUUUAACCACGGCUUCAGCGCGCUUGUUGUUCCCGUGACUCACCACAAUGAGCGGUUACACCGGCCCCGCAGAAGUGGAGCCCAUGCCGGGAUACUUGGACCUCAUCACCAGAGCCUCGUCGGUCAUGCUGGGCGCAUGGAGAGACUGUGGCCGCUGCGGUCUGGAGCUCUCCAAACGGACUCUGCUGGAUAACGCGUACAUUACUUGGACCGAAAUCGCCCUGUUCAUCUUUUGCGCCUUUCUGUGCACGCAGGUCAGGCGGGCACUGACAGAAAGUCUGUUUCAGCCUUUAGCACGGUGGUGCAGGCUGCUGCCCAAAGAUGCUGCCAAGAUGCCGGAGAGUGCAUGGAAGCUUGGCUUCUACACCAUGUCGUGGUCCUACAGCACCUAUCUGCUCUUCUUCAGCUCCUACUCCUUUUUCCAUGACCCACCCUCUGUCUUCUACAACUGGAAGAGUGGUAUGUCAGUGCCUGCAGAUAUCGCCAUUGCCUACCUGAUCCAGGGAAGCUUCUAUGGCCACUCCAUCUAUGCCACAAUCUACAUGGACGCAUGGAGAAAAGACUCUGCCGUCAUGGUGGUGCACCACAUCAUCACACUGGCACUCAUCAGCUUCUCCUACGCCUUCAGAUACCACAAUGUAGGGAUCCUGGUGUUGUUCCUCCAUGACAUCAAUGACAUCCAGCUGGAGUUCACUAAGCUCAACAUCUACCUAAAGAACCGAGGUGGAGGCUAUCACCUGCUUAACGACAUUCUAUCCAACUCAGGUUCUGUCAGCUUCAGCAUCACUUGGUUCUGGUUCCGUCUCUACUGGUUCCCUCUCAAAGUGCUGUAUGCCACAUGUGUGUCCAGCCUCCAGUCUGUGCCCAACAUCCCCUUCUAUUUCUUCUUCAAUGCCCUUCUCUUGGCCCUGCUGCUCAUGAACAUUUACUGGUUUUUGUUCAUCGUUAUUUUUGUAGUGAAGGUGCUAAAGGUUAAGGAGGUGAAUGACGUCAGGGAGUACGAGGACGAGGAGGAGAGCAAAGCAACAAAAGGCCUGCACAUGGAGCCUCAGUCAGCCAACAAUGAUGAUGAUGAUGAUGGUGAUGCUGGACAUCACAACUCCGCUCGGAGGAAGCACGUGCAAAACGGGGUCACCAAAGAGAAGCAUCUAUAAUGGGCUCUCUGUCGCCACACCUAGCACUAGGCUACAACUACAAGCAAGACAAGGCGCCCUCCUGGGACAGCUCAUGUUCCAGAGCAAAGCUCUGAAGGGAAGAGUGUCUAAAAAAACAGAAAAGGGGAAGGGGAAAAAAAAGUUAGGGCACGAUGACUUUUUAUUCUUUUUAUUUGUUUCAGAACAUUUAUCACUGUUGUUUUGUUCUCAGUGUUGCGGUUUUUUUUGUUUGGUUUAUUCAAAUUAGAGCACUAUGAAUGUUACUUCAGGUGACUUUUUUGUCUUAUUGUUCCUAACUAUACAUUCAUAUGAAAACAAACCAGCCGUAGUGAGAGUUAGGCUGUUAUUGUAUUAGGGAGUGUCAUUAUCAACGGUUAGCACACACAUAACAGCACUGAAACACCCAGACUAGGCAAAAGGUUUAGGGCUUGCAGCGAGGUUUUUAAACUGUGAGACCUACACUAACCUUACAUUACCCCCACAGAUGGUACAUACACUGAUUCUGUCAGGGUGAGACUGGUUUUCCUCCCCCACCCUCUCUAAACUCUGUCUGCAGUGAUGAUGAGCUUGCCUGUUGCUGUUGCACCACAUGUAUUGAUUUCCAUAUUAUUGCACAAGUCAGUGGUGGCGUCAGCACAGCAGCUCUGGCCCCUCUGCCUCCAUUAGUUUGAUGGGAAAAAACACAUUGUUGUGUGCAGGUGUGUGUGUGUGUGUGUGUGUGUGUGUGUGUGUGUGCGUGCGUGUGUGUGUGUGUGUGUGUGUGAGAGAGAGUAUGGAUGUAGCUGACUGUUAAACUCACAACAUUUCACCUCUCUGGUUUUUCUUUUGUGAUGAUAAUCGACAGACAUGAGGAACAUUCGCGUAUCAUUCCUGUACAGAAAAAAAGCUGUUCUUUUUCUUUCUUUUUAUUAUUAUUUUUGUUUCAUCUUUAUCCAGUGUGUGUUGCGAAGCAUCGGCCGCUGCACUGACAUGAAGGCAAACAAGCGUCGUGCUGGUUUAAUGACAGCAAAGAGUGAGAAUUGAUUGACUGAAUUACAUGUACGACCAACUUAGUGGUGGUGGCCGUUUCAAGUCUCACGGGUCAUUUGGAAACAGUAGCCCAGAACUUGUUUUUAACAUAAAAAUAAAUCAAUAAUAAUAAUAGUAAGUAUAAUAAUAAUGUAUGCACUCAUUAUGGUAUUCAGGAAUGCAUGUCAUUGGAAUGAUUUUGGAAAUGUGCUAUGAAAUUGUCUUACCAUCAGAUAAUUGAAGAAAAAAGAAAAAGCAUCCAUGUAAUCAAAUGUUUUUUUUUUAUAUUUAUAUAUAAAUGUCUAAGACUUCUCCUAAAUGUGAGCAUCAGUGACCGAGGAACACACAAACACACACAAACCAGUAGUCAUUCAUAAAUGCAACUUUUUGACAUCUUUUUCACAACUCAGCUGUGAACACUUUACAUCCAGUUAAACUUGUCAAUUAAAGAACAGGAACAAACAGAUAACAUUACAUUUGAUUUCACGGCGACCUUGACCUGUAUCAGAUCGAUACUGACACUGAACAUCAUAUCAGCCUGAAAAAGUCAGUCGCACAUGACGAGCAGUUUUUCUACUGCUUCACUGUGUGUGUGUGUGUGUGUGUGUGUUCUCACACUGCUGCGUCUGUAGACAUUAAAGGGAUAUUUCUAUUCUUCCUACCUCUCGAUCAAAGUUCCAGCUCUUGUUUGGAUGAACAGCAGGCUUGUUCUGCUGGAGCAGAAGCCGCAGGAGAAGAAGCGUUGUCGUCUUUUACUCCCAUUUGUUCGUCUUCCACAAUCCUCACCUCAGCUCUUUGAGGUGCUGAAAAUACUUUUCAUACGUUUAUUCAUCUCUCUAUUUUAUUUCUUUAGUUCAGGUAAUAGUUGUUGAUUUGUUUUUGGAAUUGCUGCUGUUUUUAUUUGUGUAUUUUCCUCCUCUGAGAGCACUGUUUGUAUUCCAGUUGUUGUUGUUUUUCUGCUGUGUAGGAAUCAGACAUUUCCUGGGACCAGGAAGAGCCACGUGUGCAUCUACAUGACAAAUGCUGAUUUAGUCUGAGAACAUCUGUUCCUUUGAAUCUGAACGCUGGUUCACGCUCAUUCUGCUGUAGUCGUCAUCAUCAUGACACACAUCUGUACUGUAGAGUCACUGCAUGGUGUUAUGGCAGGAGGUGACCUCACUGGUCACUGCUCAACUCAUACACACCAUUGUUUUUAAUGGUUGUAUGAUAACUGGUGACUAAAAUGAGAUUUUUCCCACUUAACAGACUUACAGCUCACAUGACCCCCAGGUCAUUAAGUGCUGUGCUGAUGUGAACAGUCUGAAGGUUGGAUUUGGAAUACUAUCAACAUCUGUGGAUUCUAUAUAUACAGUUUCUGGGCGAAUUCAUGUUUUAUUUUUAUUCCAUUUUAUUGGAUCACAGAACACUGAUUAUUUGUUGUGUUGUUACAUUAACCAUCAAUGAUUUCUGAAAAUCAUUACAAAAACAAAAUCUUAUUUUUGAAAAUGUUUCACCUGUAGACUGACACUGGCUUAUUUCCCUACACAGUCGUCUACAAGGUGACAGAUUUGUGCUAUUACAAUGAAAAUGUGGGUAACAGUUAUCAUUUCAAAAAAAAAAAGAAAAAAAUGGUAAUAGUAUGGCAAUCAUUUUGAAAUAGGAAUUAAAAAUACAAUAGAACCAUCUUAUUUUUCUAGUAGGAUGAAGUUCAACAUGGCAUACUGUAAUAGUGUCUCCUUAUUCCCAGACUGAAAAAACCUCAAGAUGGUAUAACUAUAUUAAUGUGUAUUACAAAAUGAUUACCAUGUUGUUGCUGUACUGUAAUGUAAAAUGUUGCCCAUAAACACAUUUACUUUAAAUCACAAAUAUUGUUCACCCCCUAACUACUGUCCACAACUGAUGAAAUGAUCCAAAAUUGUAAUUAUUUAGAGAACGUCAUGUUGUUUCAGUGGCAGAUGAGUUAUGAGUUAUGAAUAUUUGAUAUGACAUUGGCUCACACAUCAGGUCAUGUUUGUGGGUUGUUUUGUGUUAGGUUUUGCCUGUGAAGCUCUGAUUUGAAUCAGUGAUUGUACAGUGAUUUAGACGAGACAUCAGCGGCACAGAACACAUCAGGGAGUGGAGAUGAAAGUUCAGCAGCACUGACAGAAAGACCUCGUCGCUUUUGUCUGUACUAACUCAUUCAUGUCAUCACGACACAAAGUUUCUCCAUGAUCCUUUUGAUUUGUGCCAAAUCACCCCAACCAACGAUUAGCAGUGUUUGUGGAGGCUGGUGACAGAAAGUGGAAAGACGGAACCCAGUGGGCAUAGAAGUCUUGCAACUGCACUAUAAUUUAUUAGUAUUGUUUUUAAUGUUUAUUAGUAGUUUAAAAUAGAGAAGGGAAGGGGGAAUUUGGGAUUUUUUUAAAUGACUUUCUGGGGUAAUAAUUAAUCAAAUCUAUUUGAAUGAUACCACUUUUGUUGCACUGUGUAUACAACUGUAAACUUUACCAAAUGCCUCAUUUGUCCCCCGCCCCAACUGUUUUACAAUUUGACAGCUUAAUGAAGACUUGCUCUUUUGUAGUAGUUUCAAUACCAUUCAGACAAUGUUAUAGUUUAACCCCCCCCACCCGUCAAAUAAAACAUGUCAUGAAACGAAA
Messenger RNA from Solea senegalensis (Senegalese sole), 5627 nucleotides. RefSeq names its product ceramide synthase 1 (gene cers1). Gene Ontology annotation, biological process: ceramide biosynthetic process. The coding region runs from base 898 to 2004 and encodes 368 amino acids. Lineage: Eukaryota; Metazoa; Chordata; Actinopteri; Pleuronectiformes; Soleidae. The record is from RefSeq and is a predicted model, not a curated record. Gene Ontology annotation, cellular component: membrane. Gene Ontology annotation, molecular function: sphingosine N-acyltransferase activity. The transcript has 7 exons.